AUGGGAAAUCCGGCUAGCGGUACACUAGCCGCCUUAGUUAUGGAUGAAGUAAUAACGAUAAGCUUAAGAACGCUAACCUUUGAUGUCCAUUUCAUUAAACUAUAUGUAGAUGACACGAUUUUCUCUAUACCAAAAGGGAAAUCGGACGAAUUACUCCUAAAAUUCAAUAACGUUCAUCAUAAACUGCAAUUCACCAUUGAACGAGAGUCCGAGGCAACAAUACCAUUUUUAGAUGUACUGUUGAUUCGAAAUGAAGAUGGAACCAUAAGCACCAAUUGGUAUACCAUACCCACCUCUUCUGGUAGAAUGUUGAACUACCGAUCACAACACCCCACAUCCCAGAAGAUAGCAACUAUAACAAACUUGAUGUUCCGUGCUAUUUAUUCAUUUGAGUGA
This is a messenger RNA of Harmonia axyridis, 396 nucleotides long. RefSeq lists its product as uncharacterized. Lineage: Eukaryota; Metazoa; Arthropoda; Insecta; Coleoptera; Coccinellidae. The transcript has a single exon. The coding region runs from base 1 to 396 and encodes 131 amino acids. The record is from RefSeq and is a predicted model, not a curated record.